GCGGAGCCUGUUGAGCAAUGAGGUGUGUUAUUGUUCACGGACACAGAGACUCUGUGGUUUUAUUUUUUGCUGGUUAUCGCAAGACUAUAAACAUCCUGAGGCUUAACAAGUGUUCCGCGAAGCAGGGCUUCUGGUACAGAAGUGUGACACCUGCAACGAGCUGUUCCCUUUUCAGUUAUUGCUUUUCUGCCAAAUGAAGGAAAACAAGGAGAACUCCACUCCUAGUAACUCUGCCGUAAACCUGGACCACAUCAAACCAUGUUGGUACUGGGACAAGAAGGACCUUGCACACACGCCCUCCCAGUCCGAAGGGCUGGAUCCUGCUACUGAAGCCCGGUACCGUCGAGAAGGGGCUAGAUUUAUAUUUGAUGUGGGAACACGCCUUGGCUUGCACUAUGACACCCUGGCAACUGGCAUAAUCUACUUCCAUCGCUUUUAUAUGUUUCAUUCAUUCAAGCAGUUCCCAAGAUAUGUGACUGGAGCCUGCUGUUUGUUCCUUGCGGGAAAAGUGGAGGAAACUCCAAAGAAAUGCAAGGACAUCAUUAAAACUGCUCGCAGCUUGCUAAAUGACAUACAGUUUGCCCAGUUCGGAGAUGAUCCCAAGGAAGAAGUUAUGGUGUUGGAGAGGAUUUUGCUGCAGACAAUAAAGUUUGACUUGCAAGUGGAGCAUCCUUACCAGUUUCUUCUGCGUUAUGCAAAGCAGCUGAAGGGUGACAAAAGUAAAGUACAGAAGUUGGUACAGAUGGCUUGGACCUUUGUCAAUGACAGCCUGUGUACCAUGCUUUCACUCCAGUGGGAGCCGGAGAUCAUUGCUGUAGCUGUCAUGUACCUGGCAGGACGCCUCUGCAAAUUUGACAUCCAGGAGUGGACCUCCAAACAGUCAUCUCGCCGCUGGUGGGAGCAGUUUGUCCAGGAUGUGCCAGUGGAGCUGCUGGAAGAUAUCUGUCACCAGAUCCUGGACCUGUACUCCCAGGGCAAGCAGCCAAUCCCUCAACAGCUGCAGGAGAAAGAAAAACCUGCUGCCCCAGCCCUGCCUCCACCAGCAGCCCAGGCCACUACCCAAAACCCACCUACACCACUUCCCCCAAAGAAAGCAUCACCGCAGACCAGCCCUCCACGGCAGCUCAAGCGACCCCACGACCCCUCUCCAAAGGAUGAUACAAAAGCACCAGUUCCAGAACAAGUAGGCUCUAAAAUCCCUCGCCUGGAGACCACCAUGCCCCCAUUGCCUGUGUCACAGCCUCCAGCUGACCGCAAGCCACCACCCAGUGCCCCAGCCCCACCUGCAGAGCCGGAGAUGACAGCCACAAGUGAACCAGCAGAGCCCCCCAAGGCACCUGUGCCACCUCUGCCGCACACAGCUCCGGUGCACCAGCCCCCUCCUCUGCCUCACCGCCCACCACCGCCACCGCCCCCUUCCAGCUACAUCAUGGGCAUGUCCACCACCAGUUCGUACAUGUCCAGUGAGGGCUACCAAAGCCUACAGUCAAUGAUGAAGACAGAGGGCCCCUCCUAUGCUGCCAUGCCCCCUGCUUACGGACCCCCGAUUCAGUACCACCCCCGUGUCUUUCCCCCAAAUCCGCCUCCACCUGGGCCACCACCACCCUCCUCUUACCCCCCACCACCCAACAUCCCUCCUCCCACCCCAUCUUACCCACCCCCAGGUUAUAAUCCCAGCUACCCUCCUCCACCACCUCCACGCAUGCCCCCAGGGCAUGGUGUGCCCCCACCAGGGAUGGGCAUCCCCCCUGCCUCCUACCCACCCCCUCCUGGCCCCCCAGGUGGGCAGGCCCAAGUACCCCUUCCCCCACCAGGCAUGCCCCCUGUUGGUGCCUUAAACCGAGGUGGCUGGAUGAGAUGAGAAAGCAAUCUGAGACAGUUCCCUGUUUUUCUCCUUAUCGCAAAUAGUCACCAUGUUGACCAGAAAGAAAUAAAUCAGGGUUCAAACUUCUGAUAAAUGGCACGUUUCCUUUGUAAGGAAAAUGUCACUGUGAUGUUUUGUUUAUGCUCAUACUUCUGUUUCUACUUUUUAAAGAAUUUUUUUUUUUUUUUUUUUUUUUUUUGCUUAUGAUUAAAUAUUCUUUCACUAUAAAUGAUGUAAAGGAAAGACUUCUUGGAGUUGCCUAACUAGACUUUCAGCUAAUAUUUUAACCUUAGAAAAUAAUUUUGUGUUUUCCAGAAAGUUUUUGUCUGAAAUUUGAGGAAUUUUGCAAUGAGGUGAAAAAACUGAAAUUACGCUCAUUUCAUUAUAUUUAAUAGCUGUGCUGCAGUCAUUCACCUUUCAGCUGAAGCACAUUUGCUCUGUUGGUGUAUAGUGUUGAAAGAUGUUUGAAACUAAAGUAUGAAAAAUUUAUAUAAAUAUUGUAUAAAAAAACAAUUAUGCUUUUGUAAAUACAAAAAUAUGAGGACAACUAAUGACUUUUUGCUGAGACCUCCUAAAGUACUUUGGCUUGCAAGGCUGUGACCAGGCUGUUGACUGAGAAAUCAUUGUCAUGUGCGAUUCUGCCAUACUGUACAGUAGCAAAAAGUGUGUAAAGACAUCAAACAUUAAAUUUUUUUCUGCAAUUUUAACUUGUGCCCAUGGUCUGUUGAGCAAAAUGUGAGGAUUAUGCUCACUUCAUAAUGUGUUGUCCCAGUAUAUGAACUGUACAGUUCAAAGAAAGUGCACGUAUAAAGUGUUGUAUCUCCUGUGACCCUUAGGACUGCUUACAGUGUCAAGACAUAAUUUCUCUUUAUACUGGUGCUAUGGCUUUUUUUUUUUUUUUUUUUUUUGGAAA
Scleropages formosus (Asian bonytongue) is the source of this 2777-nucleotide messenger RNA. RefSeq names its product cyclin K (gene ccnk). Gene Ontology annotation, biological process: regulation of transcription by RNA polymerase II. Gene Ontology annotation, molecular function: cyclin-dependent protein serine/threonine kinase regulator activity. NCBI's taxonomy places the organism in Eukaryota, Metazoa, Chordata, Actinopteri, Osteoglossiformes, Osteoglossidae. The coding region runs from base 194 to 1861 and encodes 555 amino acids. The record is from RefSeq and is a predicted model, not a curated record. The transcript has 11 exons.